Messenger RNA from Amoebophrya sp. A25, 3762 nucleotides. Lineage: Eukaryota; Dinophyceae; Syndiniales; Amoebophryaceae. The record is from the annotation of a GenBank genome assembly.
CUUAGUGCUAGUGCUAGUAGUAGUAGUACAUGAAGAUUAUGGUACUCCACGACCUCUGUUCAUCAUUCAAAAGUCGACAUCCGGGAAAACAUAAGGUAAUGGCAAGGUGGAGGCUCGAGAACAUGCCUGUCACACUGGGCUACUCUUGCCAGAAUUAAAAACAAAGACUAAGACAUUUGAGAACUAAACCAAAAUUUGUAAGCUCACGCGACAAUUUUGUCCCAUUGACAGCCAUGCGACAUAUCAGUACAUCUUCAUCUUCUGGAUCGCGGUUCUCUACAGCACUCACGAGAAGGUGGAGAUUCUGCGUCGCUGUUCUUUCCAUCGCCAUCUGUGCUCCGUCGGUGGCAGGAGAAGCACUUUACACUAACGUCUCCGCGGAAUUAUAUCCCGAAGAUGCAGAGCGCAACGCGGUGCGUUUCGGUUACCAUUUCCGAUCACUAUAUUGUCGGGAGCUUUUCUUCGAGCAACCGGGUACAGAGCUAAAACCAUCGUCAGAAGUCACCACGGUUGCGGACGGAGGUGGACUAGAAGUAACCUCAUCUAGUGGAUCUUCAUUGGGUGGACGCUUGGCGAUGACGAGUAGUGCAGCCCUGCUAGAGCUGGAAAGAGCUUCAGAACAGACACCUGCACCCGAACAAGAGCAAAAUAACGAGGGGGGCACGCUAUUUUCACGAUUGGAGUACGCUUUGUGGGGCUUUGUCUCCCAGGUAAACACCAGGCCAGAAGCCGCAUUGGGGCUGGCGAACUUGUUGUACCACUAUGGAUAUUGGUCGCCAAAAUAUCCUGUUUUUGCACUCAAAGCCGCAGAAAAAUUCGCAGAAAGCUGGACAGAGGAUUGCUUCAAACGAAACACCGAGAUGAGAGAUGGGCGCGAGUUUAUUCUGCAGGAAGAAAUGCCGGUUCUUUCAGCGAAGUGUGCAAGGUAAGAUUAAUGGGUAGACAUAAAGAUAAGACGUCAUGAGGAGUUUUAAUUUCUAUGGGUACUACACUAGAUAAAGGUGGCACUGCAACUACUGAUUUCUCUUCUACAGUCAUGCAGGAAGCGUUGAUCACGACAAUGAUGAAGGUAAAGGCGCAAUGGUUUUUAUUGAGAAUCUAGGUUGUCUCAUGGAGUAUCUAGUAAUCUGAAAAGAUGCUGGUGCAUCUUAGUCGGUGGCAGUAAUAUAGAGAAUUUCAGUACUGCGACGAGUCGUGGGUCACAAAACAACCAUACGAGACCCCUGCUCUAAUGAAAUGCGUCGUCUUCAGCUUCCACCGUUGCAGUAGGUGGUAAAAAAUGCUUCGCCGGAGGCGAUGACGCGUCGGCAAAUGCAGCUUCUAGAGGACGUGAUACUCUGCGGGAGUGGUCUGCAGAGCUUAAUUUCCCCGUCUCGGCUUCCCGCAGUAUUGUUGCAGGCGGCAAGCUUGUACUGACGUGCGCCGAGCGGGCGAGACAUGCCGCAUUGUUGUACGCAAACAGUGGCUAUGCACUUCAGCGCAUAGCAGGCAACCAGAUCGGUAUCCAGAUGGAUCCUAGUCACUCGCAGGCAGCAGUUGUUUACCGCCAGAAGGGCGGCAGGAUUUUACGCGAGCUAGCGAUGUGGGAGGUAGCUGCAGGCGUGUCAUCGGUCGUCGCAGGGAAAGAGCAACGGCAGGUAACGAGAGACAUCGACGCUAUGGGUGGUUCGGAGACUGACGGACCACUAGAUCGUGAAGAGGAGCACGAAGCCACUCUUUUAGCCUUGAAGAAACUUCUUGCGACCGAAAUUUUUUCAUCAGCUGCUGCAGAGGCAAGAGUCGCAGGUCAGAGGCUGCGAAAAUCAGCCAAGUGGAGCACUCUGACUUCACCGAUGGGCAGCGUUGGAAUUACGGAUAUCGACUGUGCUCAAGGAUCAUCGAUGCUAGCGGAGACAUGUAUAAUCUGUGACAUGUUGUCUUCAGGCAUACAACAAUAUGGACGAAUGUUGUCUGUAGAGGUGGGAACUCGAUCUAUUUCGAGAUUUAUCUUUCGCCUAGAUAUGCGAGUUUGCUCUUUGAGUAGCAAUGUGCAAAUAGGAUCUAAAUACAAAAAAUUCAAAUUGAUUUUCGAAAGGUCGCUUGUUGAUGGAACAAGCAGUGUGCGAAGUAAUAUCAACACGAUUUGUGGCUAUCGAUUUCGGAACUACAUGGAAGCCGACUUUCACCUUUCAGUCGAACAACAAAAUUAUUGCGGACGUGGUCCUAGACGCGCGCAGAAGGCGGAAAGACACGGCGGGUGAGGACCUUUAUGGCGAGUCGAGUCUACAGCAAAAUAUUAAUAUCAGAAAAGCGCAGGAGCAAUGACUUACUUCUUUGUAUCACAUAUCGAUAGGUCGCGUGUACUUCAUUGGAGUUGAUGAUGUCAGGUCUACACAACCGCAGGAAAUGUAUCAUCCCGCCGAUGGCCUAGUAUGGUCGUUUGGGAUGCAGUAUGAUGAUGAUAGCGGUGGCGCAUUGCAAAUAUGAUACCAAUCAAACGAUAUAGAGUCUCCGAGUGCACGACUUGUUACCCGCUUUUUCUAUUCAUCCAAAGAACAGGCACAUUACCUCUUUCAUAUCUUCCCAGCGCUCUCUCUGGUUUUCGGAGACUUGGUGGCAGGUGAACGGGUGACACGGGAUGUGAGUAAGGCGGCUGACGUUAUGUUUACCCGAAACCCCAUCCUCCAUAGUGGAAUCGCAAAUGCGGACCUCAAGUUGCUUUCUGUGACGUUCGACUGUCCAACAAAGGGGUCGUUGACGAGCUAGGAGGUGGCGAUGUUGAUUGAAGCCUAAUGUAUGAUGUGAGAACACUCUUGAGACAACGACGCGGAUCAAUUGCCUUGAAUUUGAGUGAAAAUGUGGUGUGGUGCGCUACCAAAAUUGGUGCCGGUGUUAUACCAUAAACCGCCACGUCGACGAGUGCGGUACAGAAAAGCUAAAUGUUCCUUGUGGUGAUCGAAAUAGGUCAGCGAAGCACGGCGUUGUCAAGGAACGUCAUGGCUCUAGACUUUAGUUCUUCCGGAUGUCGUGCUUUUAUUCUCGAGGAUCUUGAUUUCUUGGGGAUCGAUGAAGAUUCAAGCCCAGGAUCAGAAAAGAAUUUGGUGUGGAGAAAUGCACGAAAUCUGUGAAGAUAGGCGCUCCCAUUGUUUCGAUGGUCUGCAUGGGCGUUGGUGUUGAACGAGCUGGAUCUAAUUACCUGUACACUCCUUGGUGUGGUAUUGCGAUAGAUGGUCACCGCACUCAAAAUGUGAACAUUGAUUGGCACUCUUCUCGUGGCGUUCGAAUCAGACAAUACGUUGGAAUUCAGCCGCCGCUGGUCGCACCACUUUCAACAAACAAAUUUUUGGUGUAAACUUGCGUGGAUCUUUUUGGUUUAAUCGUGGAAAAAACCAAUUUUACGUGUUCCUGGCCCGUGUACUGAAGAGUUGGCGCGAGGAGCUUUUCCUCCUACCGAUCUCGCGUACUACCUGUUCGCGCAGAAGUUGUACCUACGUGGAAUUCUUUGUUGUAAGCACCGACGUGGUUUUGCGUACCGUUCUUUUUAAUUUCCUGUACGUGGAUUUUGUACCACAUGCUCGUGACGGAACCUAAAUUUUAGAAGCGUCAACUUACGUGGACUUUGUACCACGUGGAAUAACAACGUGGAGUAGACAGACCUUACAAGCGUGAAUGGAAUGGUUUUUUGGAUCACGAACGAAUGACCACAGUGGUAUUUGGUAUUGGUAACGGAUACGAUCACCUGGUGUUCGGACGCAUUCUAAGAAAUAUGCAAUCACGAUGACG